Messenger RNA from Lactuca sativa (garden lettuce), 1043 nucleotides. Lineage: Eukaryota; Viridiplantae; Streptophyta; Magnoliopsida; Asterales; Asteraceae. The record is from RefSeq and is a predicted model, not a curated record.
AGGGCAAAAGCAUAAUACGAACAAAGGCCAGAAGCUUGCACUUAUUCUUGGAAUUCUUUUACUUCUUAGCAUGUUCAUUGGAAUUGUCAUCUUCUUUCGCAGAAGGAAGAUGUUGUCAUCAACCCCACAACUGGUAGAGGAGCACGAAUCUGAUGAUUUCUUUUCACUAUCAAGCUUUAAUGGAAAGGAUACAUAUGAUGAAAUCAUAAAUGUGACAGAGGAAUUCAAUGAAGCAUUUUGUAUUGGAGAAGGGAGAUGCGGGAAGGUGUACAAAGCAAAGUUGACAUCAAAUGAGAUCAUUGAUCGUAAUAGUUUUUUACAGGAGGGAGGGAGUUUACUUGAAAAGUUGAAAAAAGAAGCUGCUAAAACUUUGGGCUGGGACAAGAGAGUGAAUAUAAUCAAAGGCGUUGCUCAUGCUUUAUCAUAUAUGCAUCAUGACUGCUCACCCCCUAUAGUUCAUCGAGACAUAUCAAGCAAAAAUAUUCUACUUGACUUUGAGGGUGAAGCUUGUGUGUCAGAUUUUGGCACGUCCAAGAUUUUAGACCCAAAUACGGACAAUGAGACUGCUCUUGCUGUAACAUAUGGAUACCUUUUACCAGAACUUGCUUAUACAAGAAAGGUAACUGAAAAGUGUGAUGUAUUUAGUUUUGGGGUAUUAGCACUAGAAGUGAUCAAAGGAGAGCAUCCAGUGAUAUUAUUACCUCUCUCUCAGAUGAGACGAGGAAGUUAGAAGAUUUACUGGAUCAACGUCUUCCAGUUCCCUCGACAGAUAUAAAGAAGGUGUUGACCGCCAUCAUACCUUUGGCAAUCAGAUGUUUGCAUAAUAAUCCAGAAGUGAGGCCGACAAUGUAUUUUGUUUCCCAAGAGAUUUCAAAAUUUUGUGGUGCUGAUGUGUAGAUUAUUAAAGACAUAAGAUGUGUAAUUGUGGCUAUCAAAUUAUGUAGUUCAUAUCUAUGGAUAUCUUAGGGAUUCUUAGAACUCUCCUGAUGUUUUCAUGUAUUGUGAGCUACUACAUAAUAGUAAAUAAAAAGGGACAUUUCAUA